AUGCCCCAAUUAUUACCCGCCCCAUGAUUUUUAGUGUUUAUAUUAACAUGAAUUAUUAUCAUCACACUAGCACCCAAAAAAAUCUUAUCCCACCUAUUUCUUAAUGAGCCCGCUUCAAAAUUAACAAAAACCCUUAAGCACACUUGAACUUGAUUAUGAUAA
Molecule: messenger RNA, 162 nt
Organism: Nanorana parkeri
Lineage: Eukaryota; Metazoa; Chordata; Amphibia; Anura; Dicroglossidae
Source: the annotation of a RefSeq genome assembly